GGACUACUAUGCAGCCAUGCAAAAUAAGCGUAACCUAGCGCUUGUAAACAAGGCGUGGAACCGCCAUUUGCAGCAGUUCUUGUACGAGUUUGUAUGGAUCAGCCGCGCCAGCCAGGCUAAAGCACUUGCUUUGACACUCCUCACACACUACAUCGACGGUAAAGUCUCAAGCGGGCAGUACAUUCGCCGCUUGCAUAUGGAGACACCUGGCCUGAAACGCUGCGCUCCUGAUGAUAUUCGCACCAUUCUCGACUACGCGCCAUACAUCGUCAUUUAUUCUGAUCACCGCUCUGUCCGCUGCAGUCGCUACUCUGACCUUGGAGAUCUUCGGUGUUCCCCAGAACAAAUGUUUUCCGCACUUGCCCACCCAAACAGCAAACUCCGUCGGCUAUCAGUUACCAAUUACUGCGAUGAGCCCUUCCCGCAUCUGAUGUCACCCAUGCUCCAACACACUGCCGCCAGUCUUGAAUACCUCGAGCUCUCUUCCUUGAGUUUCCCUCUCAUCUCUCGUGAUUCCCUCGAACAACUCCCGUCUGAUAUCGUCGCCCUUCCCGUCCUACAAUCCCUCAAGCUUACACUCGAUAACGUCACCUUUGCCGUCCUAGCAGCGUGGGACAUGCCAAACUUGCGUAACGUUUCUGUCGUUUCGACUGAUUUUAGCUAUACCGGUCCUGGUUUUGCACAAUUCUUCCGUGCACAUGGUGCCAAGCUACGCCAACUUGAGCUUGGCCAUUCUUCUUCGCUCAUCGAAGAGUAUUACCUCGCUUUACCACCCCGCCCCCAAUCACCUAUCCCUCUGGCCGAGUGGUGUCCCGAAUUGCGUGAAUUCAUCUGCUCUGCUGACGCAGAAUGGAACUGGCAAACCCCUGACUGGAUUGCGCCACACGUCCUUCUCCCCGCGCAUCCCCGAAUCGAGUUUAUCGGCAUCCGAGACAUCGAUAAGCGCCUUGAAGAUGAUGCAAGUGCGUUCCCCGGCAAUGAAGCCGACGACGCGCCAUUCUUCCCUCUCGUUGAACAAUUAUCCUCCCUCCUUCAUGCAGAAGCAUUCCCUUCGCUGCGCUACAUCCGCGACCUUAGCCGCGCAUCUCAUACCAUGCGUACGGCCCAUCCACAAAUGGGAGUUAUCAAAUUCUGGGCCAAGAUUCUAUCACGGUGUCGCGAGCGCCAAGUAUGGCUGGAGGAUUUCCGUGGUAUUAACAUCACCCAGCGCGAUCUUCAGCGCGCCGGACUGGCGCUAGCGCAGAACAAUCAGGGAGCUUCGAUAAACUGGGCAUAAUUAGCGGCUUGCUGUGCCUUUAAUAUACCCCGAGAGCUUGUCUCUGAUAUCGUCCUUCCAUUUACUCUUUCUCUUCUUCUCUGUUUCAUUAGAUCAGCGCCCAUCUCUUUUUCUGUGUGUUUCCCCCUUUAUACUCAUUAUAUGCCAUUCAUCACUGUCUGAUCUAUCUUCGCAUUCCUCCCGAACGAUUGUGUAGCCCAUUGUCCCGUACUGUAUCUUUUAUACACUCAUUCUCCCCAGAAUUCUUUUUUAUCCACAUGUGCAUCAUUUCUCUUCAUCGUGCCCCAUAAAACUUUUUCCGUUCAUGACUUUUCAUGUGCUUUACGUUGUUAUGACCUUCCUGCUUUCUUUGGAUACCUGUCAAUGGACGGUCACUUCAAAUUUUAAGUUUCUAAAAUCGGACUGCAGCAUAUUGGUUUUGUACGAUUGCAUCUAUAUUCUCAUUGUAGUGUGUUUCGAAUCAGACGUUUGAAUAAACACAGUUGCAAUAAGAAUAGACUACACCUCCGUCUACAAUUUGAGGGUGCUUUAUAUUUUGUUAUCAAGGUUCAAACGUUCUCAGCUCAGCCAUUUUCGAAUCUGCGAAUUUCAUGAUC
Messenger RNA from Serpula lacrymans var. lacrymans S7.9, 1872 nucleotides. RefSeq lists its product as uncharacterized. Lineage: Eukaryota; Fungi; Basidiomycota; Agaricomycetes; Boletales; Serpulaceae. The transcript has a single exon. Bases 17 to 1276 code for a protein of 419 amino acids. The record is from RefSeq and is a predicted model, not a curated record.